Messenger RNA from Suillus paluster, 1193 nucleotides. Its product is annotated as P-loop containing nucleoside triphosphate hydrolase protein. The record is from RefSeq and is a predicted model, not a curated record. Gene Ontology annotation, molecular function: ATP binding; ATP hydrolysis activity; proteasome-activating activity. Gene Ontology annotation, cellular component: proteasome regulatory particle, base subcomplex; cytosolic proteasome complex. Lineage: Eukaryota; Fungi; Basidiomycota; Agaricomycetes; Boletales; Suillaceae. Gene Ontology annotation, biological process: positive regulation of RNA polymerase II transcription preinitiation complex assembly. Bases 106 to 1125 code for a protein of 339 amino acids. The transcript has 8 exons.
CAUAACCGUAGAAGUACCAAAUUGGUCUUUACUGACGCGUCCCUUCGCGUUCAUCUUAAGGACCGACAUCAUCAUCACAUAGGACGGCCGACAUCAUCUGCCACAAUGGACCAACGAAGACAGGACGCUCUAAAGAGCUACCGGGAUGUAAUGCGGUUUUCGUUGAAAGAUCUCGAAGUUGAGUACGCAAAGACCGAGGAUGACAUCAAGGCCGUGCAGUCCGUCGGGCAGAUCAUUGGAGAGGUCAUGAAACAACUGGAUGACGAACGAUUCAUUGUAAAGGCAUCGUCAGGACCUCGAUAUGUCGUCUCUUACCGCCCCGCCCUGCCAGCAGAGAAGCUCAAGACAGGCACAAGAGUGUCUCUCGACAUGACCACCCUCACAAUUAUGCGUAUCCUCCCAAGAGAAGUCGACCCUAUGGUUUACAAGAUGAGCUUGGAAGAUCCUGGAGGUGCAUCGUUUGCAGGCAUCGGUGGUUUGGGUGAGCAGGUACGAGAACUACGUGAGGUGAUCGAGCUACCGCUACUCAGCCCGGAGCUUUUUCUCCGGGUCGGCAUCAAACCUCCAAAGGGCGUCCUCUUAUACGGUCCCCCAGGGACGGGCAAAACCCUCCUCGCCCGUGCUGUUGCAGCCACCCUCCAAACUAAUUUCCUGAAAGUCGUGUCUUCUGCUAUCGUCGACAAGUACAUUGGUGAGAGUGCACGAGUUGUACGUGAGAUGUUCGGGUACGCAAGGGACCAUGAGCCCUGUGUCAUAUUCAUGGAUGAAAUCGAUGCCAUCGGUGGAAGGCGGUUCUCGGAGGGAACCAGUGCGGACCGUGAGAUUCAGAGAACAUUGAUGGAGACCGGAAGAUUGAAAUUCCCUCUACCGAAUGAGCAGGCUCGGCUGGAGAUUUUGAAGAUCCAUGCGCAGCCCGUGAACAAGAGCGGGUACAUUGAUUAUGAAGCAAUUGUCAAGCUCACGGAUGCGUUCAAUGGUGCUGACCUGCGGAAUGUGGUAACAGAAGCAGGCAUGUUUGCCAUCAGGGACGACCGAGAAUAUAUUGUCCAAGAAGAUCUCACUAAAGCUGCACGGAAGGUCAGCGAUGCUAAAAAGCAUGAGACCAAGUUGGAGUAUUCUGCAUAGACCCUCAUGUAAUAUACCGCCUGCAUUGUAUUUCAUUUUUAUCUCGCAUUCGAUCUUUGAACAUGACU